Molecule: messenger RNA, 579 nt
Organism: Strongylus vulgaris
Lineage: Eukaryota; Metazoa; Nematoda; Chromadorea; Rhabditida; Strongylidae
Source: the annotation of a GenBank genome assembly
AUGAGUGCAAAGAACACUAGGAAGAAGCCAUGCUAUCUUUGCGGUCAGCGCGAAAAACAGGGUGCACUUCGACGAACUAGUCGAAAGAACGACCAUACUGCCGUCUUGCUCUCGACUCUUGUGAUUGUCAAUAAAGUUGACUUUGAAACGGCUAAAAAACGCUAUGAAUCUCUCAUAAAAGUGCGAAGGCAUAUAUGCUAUCAUCAUUUCGUGGACGCUGCACAGUUUAUUGCUACGGAAUUGGCCUCUUUGGGAAUCGGCUUCACUUCAUUAACGGACGAAUCGAAUGGUCAAUUAGUGUUAUAUGUUAAUGAAACGGAUAUCCCUCUUCACUUAGUUGACAGAAUUAAUGAGAACGCGAAGAAUUUUGAUGUAGAUAUGACAGUAACAGCGAAAAGUGUCUGUGAAUAUUUGAACUUUUGCCUAUCUCGUUAUCGUGUGGGUGGAAUUCGUUUACCACCAAAACAGGAGGAUGCUGCGAAAAAGAAGCAUCAAAAGGCCACUUUUGACACAGCUCCCGUCGUCUUAUCAGGUGAAGAGCCAAGCACCUCUGAAGGGAAUGAUGUAAGUUCUGCAUGA